AUGGACGCUGAGGAAGCCCUACAGCUAAUUUUUGAUGACAGCGACAGCGACGAAGAGGAAUUACAACGCGAGAUUUUUCAAGGCAGGCACGACGACGACGACGAGCGGGAGAGAAGCCCUAGCAGCAGUGAAUUCAGUGAACGUUGUGGACCUUUGGUACAUGACGAGGAUUCAUCUAUAUUCGACAUCUUCCACCAUUUUAUUGACGAUCAGUUGUUGCAGCUCAUAGUGGAUGAGACCAACCGGUACGCGGAGAGGAUUAUUGCUCAAAAUGCAGGUAGGUUAGGUGUAAUGAAAGACUGGCGGAACACUGACAUAAACGAGGUACGUGCUUUUAUUUCUAUUCUUCUAGAUUUAGGUCUUGAUAGGCGAGGUAGUUAUGAGUUGCACUGGUCUAAGCAAUGGCUUUUGAAUAAGCCUGGAUUUCGCUCGAUUAUGUCGAGGAAUCGUUUCAACUUACUUCUUCGAUGUGUGCAUCUUGUUGACAACGACGCUGCUCCUGCCCGAGAUAAUCCAAACUAUGACAAAGGAUUCAAGGUAAGAUUUUUUAUGGAACAUUUGAUGACUAAUUUUCAAAGUGCUUUUUACCCAUCUAGGAAUGUUUCAGUGGAUGAAAGUGUUAUUGCUUUCAAAGGUAGGGUAAGUUUCAAGACCUACCAUCCGAUGAAGCCGCAUAAACGAGGGAUGACAGUGUGGACCUUGGCCGAUUCCAGAACUGGUUAUGUGUACAACCAGAAUUUGUAUAUCGGUCGAGGUGAAGAUGGGCCUGGUGCUACACAAAGGACAGUAAUGAAGGUGUGUGAACCAAUCACAGGUAAGAAACAUCAUGUGUACAUGGAUAACUAUUUUUCUUCCCCAGCUCUUUUUUCAUCCCUUGAAGGUGUAAGUUUAGGUGCAUGCGGAACCUUGAGAACCAACCGUGUAGGAGUACCAGACGUCAUAAAACAG
Anneissia japonica is the source of this 948-nucleotide messenger RNA. RefSeq names its product piggyBac transposable element-derived protein 4-like. The record is from RefSeq and is a predicted model, not a curated record. The annotation marks the transcript as partial. Lineage: Eukaryota; Metazoa; Echinodermata; Crinoidea; Comatulida; Comatulidae. The transcript is spliced from 2 exons.